Messenger RNA from Pteropus alecto (black flying fox), 3469 nucleotides. It is a transcript of the gene GMIP, whose product is annotated as GEM interacting protein. The coding region runs from base 116 to 3010 and encodes 964 amino acids. Lineage: Eukaryota; Metazoa; Chordata; Mammalia; Chiroptera; Pteropodidae. The transcript is spliced from 21 exons. Gene Ontology annotation, cellular component: plasma membrane. The record is from RefSeq and is a predicted model, not a curated record. Gene Ontology annotation, molecular function: GTPase activator activity. Gene Ontology annotation, biological process: signal transduction; activation of GTPase activity; negative regulation of GTPase activity.
GCGAUGCAGAAGUCAAGAGGCGUCGGCCCGGCAGGAAAUCUGGGGCUAGGCCCCGCCGGCGCGCGCGAUCUCAUCCCAAUCCCAGUCCCCGCCGAGCAGUCCCUGGGCCGGGCCAAUGGACGCAGCAGAGCCGGGGCUACUCCCAGCUCCUGAGAGCAGGAAGAGGUACAGUGACAUCUUCCGGAGCCUGGACAACCUUGAGAUCUCACUGGGGAACGUGCCCCUUGAGAUGCUGGCUGGAGACCCUGCGCUUUCAGAAGACCCAGAGCCUGACAAGACUCCCACAGCUACUGUAACCAAUGAAACCAGCCUUUGGAGUGGCCCCUCCCCAGAGGGUCCUGCACCCCUUACAGGGGAAGAACUGGACUUGCGGCUCAUUCGGACCAAGGGGGGUGUAGACGCAGCCCUGGAGUAUGCCAAGACCUGGAGCCGCUAUGCCAAGGAGCUGCUGGCCUGGACUGAGAAGAGAGCCAGCCUCGAGCUGGCAUUUGCCAAAAGCAUUAUGAAGAUUGCUGAGGCUGGUAAGGUGUCAAUCCACCAGCAGAGCCACAUGCCACUUCAGUAUAUCUACACCCUGUUUCUGGAGCACGACCUCAGCCUGGGAGCCCUGGCUAUAGAGACAGUGGCCCAGCAGAAAAGAGACUACUACCAGCCCCUGGCUGCCAAGCGGACCGAAAUUGAGAAGUGGCGGAAAGAGUUCAAGGAGCAGUGGAUGAAAGAGCAGAAGCGGAUGAACGAGGCGGUACAGGCGCUGCGGCGGGCCCAGCUCCAGUAUAUACAGCGCAGCGAGGACCUGCGGGUACGCUCCCAGGCAUCCCCCGAGGACCCAGCCCCCCAGGCCUCUCCAGGACCCAGCAAGCAACAGGAGCGGCGGCGGCGCUCCCGAGAGGAGGCCCAGGCCAAGGUGCAGGAAGCCGAGGUACUAUACCAGGCCUGUGUCCGUGAGGCCAACACGAGGCAGCAGGACUUAGAGGCUGCCAAGCAGCGGAUCGUGUCUCAUGUUCGCAAGCUGGUGCUGCAGGGGGAUGAAGUGAUGAGGCGGGUGACCCUGGGACUCUUCGGGCUGCGGGGGGCACAAGCAGAGCGUGGUCCCCGUGCCUUCGCUGCCCUGGCAGAGUGCUGUGCACCCUUUGAACCCGGCCAGCGCUACCAGGAGUUCGUGCGGGCAUUGCACCCAGAGGCCCCGCCGCCCCCACCGCCUGCCUUCUCUUUCCAGGAGUUCGUGCCUGCCCCGCACAGCUCCCCUCUAGACGCAAGGAAAAAGCCCUCCGGCCCCUCACCUCCACGGCUGGAUGAGAGUGUGGCUGAGCAAGGCCCUUGGGAGGACACAGGCACAAGCUGGCAGGGGACUCCAGGCCCCACUCCAGGCAGCGAUGCGGACAGCAUGGGCGGUGGCAGUGAGUCUCGGUCCCUGGACUCUCCUACUUCCAGCCCAGGUCCUGGCAUGAGGCGGCUGGUGAAGGUCUCGUCCACAGGCACCGAGUCCUCGGACGACUUUGAGGAGCGAGACCCUGAUCUGGGAGAUGGGCUCGAGAAUGGGUCAGGCAGCCCCUUCAGGAAGUGGACACUGUCCAGCGCAGCCCAGACCCACCGACUACGGCGGCUGAGGGGCCCAGCCAAGUGCCGCGAGUGUGAUGCCUUCAUGGUCAGCGGGACCGAGUGUGAGGAGUGCUUUCUGACCUGCCACAAGCGCUGCCUCGAGACUCUGCUCAUCCUCUGUGGACACAAGCGGCUCCCAGCCCGGACAUCCCUCUUUGGGGUCGACUUCCUGCAGCUGCCCAGGGACUUCCCAGAAGAGGUGCCCUUUGUAGUCACCAGGUGCACAGCCGAGAUAGAACAGCGCGCACUGGGUGUGCAGGGCAUUUAUCGGGUCAGUGGGUCCCGGGUUCGUGUGGAACGGCUGUGCCAGGCUUUCGAGAACGGCCGAGCAUUGGUGGACCUGUCAGGAAACUCACCUCAUGAUGUCUCAAGUGUCCUCAAGCGAUUCCUCCAGGAGCUCACUGACCCCGUGGUCCCCUUCCACUUCUACGGUGCCUUCAUCUCUCUGGCUAAGGCCCUGCAUGCAGACCCUGGGCACGACCCUGGGACCCCCAGUCCCAGCCCUGAGGUUAUCCGCUUGCUGAAGACCCUCUUGGUGCAGCUGCCUGACUCUAACUACAACACCCUGCGGCACCUGGUGGCCCAUCUGUUCAGGGUGGCAGCACAGUUCGAGGAAAACAAGAUGUCUGCGAACAACUUGGGCAUUGUGUUUGGGCCGACACUGCUGCGGCCACCAGAUGGUCCUGGAGCAGCUGUCACCGACCCUGGCUCCUGCCUCCUGGACUUUGGGCACCAGGCCCAGCUUGUCGAGUUCCUCAUCGUGCACUAUGAGCAGAUCUUCGGGAUGGACGAGCUCCCCCUGGCCACUGAGCCCCUGCCUCAAGACCGGAGCCUGGCCCCUGGCUCCCUCACAACCAGCCCCCAGCCACCACCCCCAUGCUUUGCCCCAGAUCCCCUGCCCCCAGCCCUGACCUCAGACCCUGAGCCAGACCCAGAGUCCCAAAGUGCACUGGAGAAGCAUCCCGAGGCCAUGCUCCCCAAGAUUCCAACUCCACAGAGUGACCCAAGAGAGGAAGUGGCUGAAGACACCAAAGACGAGAGAGGGGAAGUGUCCAGCCAAGGCCCCGAGGACUCACUCCUGGGGACACAGUCCCGUGGCCACUUCAGCCGCCAGCCAGUGAAGUAUCCCCGGGGCGGUGUGCGGCCUGUCACCCACCAGCUGUCCAGCUUGGCCCUGGUGGCUUCCAAAUUGUGCGAGGAGACCCCUGUCACAUCAGUGCCCCAAGGGAGCUUGCGGAGGAGGGGGCCCAACCCUACUACUGCCUCUCCAGAGGGCAGCCCCUUGCGCCGCACCCCGCUGCCCAAGCAUUUUGAGAUCACCCAGGAAACAGCCCGGCUGCUCUCCAAGCUGCAAGGCGAGCCUGUGCCCAAAGCCACUUGCUGCCCAGAGGAAGCCGAGGACCAUCUCUGACUUUCCCAGCACUGACCAAGUGGCCCAAGACUGAGGAGAUGGAUCCAUUUCUUCCUAGGAGUUCAAUGUUGGGGGGUCUGGAGAGUUCUCAUAAGGAAAAACUACAUGGCCUAGGAGGAAACUAAAACAUUUUUGGGGACAAUGGAUCAGAAUCACCCCAUGAGACGCAGGUCACUGCCAAACAUCAGGGCCACUCAGGAUCAGAGGUCACUCAGGGUCAAUACUCAGGUUCAAUACAGGUCACAGGAUCCUUGGGGUCCACCCCAGUCUCAGACUCCUGGAACAGAGGUGCCUUUUGCUACUUUGGUUGUGGCCACUUCCCACUUCCCCACCUCUGCCUGCCUCCUUAGGCUAACCCCAAGUGACCAGCUCUUGGAGGUGCAGAGGGACAGGCCAGAUGACAUCCUGGUAGUGCGUGGAAUCUGAUGGCCUCUGAAUAAACUGUCUUUAUACUCUUGA